CCGCGCCAAGUGUCACGUCGCAUCGUCCACUCUGCACCACCACCCACCACCCACGCGUCCUCCCUCCGUCCCUCCUUCCUUCGUCAGCCUCGCCGCCCAACCUCCAUCCUACAUUCCAGAGAUCGCCAUUGCCUUGCCCCCCGUCCGUUCGACAGAUAAAACCGGCGCCCCUCACGAAUUCCAAAGCCAUCUCCACCAGUUCCUCCAUCUCUCUUUCUCUGCCAUAUUCGACCUUGUUUCCUCUCUCGGCCUCUUACCUUUUACCCGUCUUCCAUGGCUUCCCAGGACCUCAAACAACGGACCACACCGCACGACCCCUCCCCGGCCGACGCCGCCGAUGCCCCCGCCGCCGCCGCCCCGACAACCACCACCAAGGCCAGGCCGAGGCGCGCCGACCGGCGCACCAUGGCGAAGCGCGGCCUCCGCUCCCUGGCCCUCGCCGUCUCCCUCCCGCUCUCCCUCACCCUCCUCGACAUCUACUUCUUCGGCCCCCUCAGCGCCCCCGCCGCCGCCCACGCCGCCGCCGCCGCCGACGAGGCGGAGAGGCCCUUCGUCCCGCCCCUCUGGAUCCUCCACACGCUGUGCGCCGUCUCCAGCCUCCUGAUGGGCCUCUCGGCGUGGCUCGUCUGGGCCGAGGGCGGGUUCCACCGCAGGCCCGCGGCGCUGCCGCUGUACCUGGCCCAGCUCGGGCUGGCCCUGGCGUGGGGCCCGGUGGUGUUCGGGCUCGGGGCGGGCCGGGUGGGGCUGGCGAUGGCGGCCGGGAUGGUGGCGGCGAUGGUGGGGUGCUACAAGACGUUCGGGGAGGUGAACCCGAUCGCCGGCGAUCUGGUGAAGAUAUGCUUCGCGUGGGCGGGCCUCUUGUCCGUGGUGAAUCUGAAGCUCGUGUCCAUGUGAAGAAAGCGAUGGAGCGUCGUCGUAUCACGUGGUAGCGUCGGGCUUAGAAUUUGGUGUUCUAGCGUCUUCGGUUUCGUGCGCUCUCGUACAGAACGUGAGUCCGUCUCGUCAGAGUGCUUGAUGUACAUAAUGUUUUGAGGUUUCAGUUUCUCGUCCCCUUUGAGGGAGACGAUGUGGUUAUGCUGGCGUCGUUACUUAGGUUGUCAUAUCAUCCUUAGGCCAUUUUGGCCCACUCUGAACGAUACCCGUUUCGAUAUUCUGUGGUCGCGGUCUUGUGAUUGUGUUGUAUCCAUAGGUACUUUGAUCAAAUAAAACGUGAGCUGAUGCCACUGAAAAUUUCACAA
This is a messenger RNA of Eucalyptus grandis, 1238 nucleotides long. Its product is annotated as translocator protein homolog. Lineage: Eukaryota; Viridiplantae; Streptophyta; Magnoliopsida; Myrtales; Myrtaceae. Gene Ontology annotation, cellular component: membrane. Bases 274 to 894 code for a protein of 206 amino acids. The record is from RefSeq and is a predicted model, not a curated record. The transcript has a single exon.